This is a messenger RNA of Pogona vitticeps (central bearded dragon), 678 nucleotides long. NCBI's taxonomy places the organism in Eukaryota, Metazoa, Chordata, Lepidosauria, Squamata, Agamidae. The record is from RefSeq and is a predicted model, not a curated record.
AUGCGUUGCUCUCUGGCCGUUUCGUUGAUGAUGGUGUUCGGCGCCGCAUGCGGACAAGGGCCUUCUGUCUAUACCCCCCGUCUCACGUCAGAACAAAUCGGGGGGAAGAUCACCACGUCGACCUUCGUCCUGGACCAGCCCCGGUGUGUGUUCAACGGGGUCGUCAACCCCACCGAUGAGAUAUGGCUGGUGGUGGCUCAGAGCAAUGCCGUGAAGAAUUUCACCAACCCGCGCUCGUCGACGGAACUGCCCUACCAGGAGUUUGAGAAGAACCACGUCUACAUGACCAUGAGCACCGUCCCCUCCAACUAUCCCUGCCCGGAAUCGACACAGAACAGCGACGAGAUCACGGUGCUGCGGGUGGGAGACGAAACCAAAUGCAUCGCCGAUUUCUCGAGACCAGAUUGUAACGGCCCCCUCCCGGGACCGGGACCUUACCAAGUCAAGUUUCUGGCUAUGAAUUCCAGCGGCCCCACGGCUGAGACAAAAUGGUCGUCGCCGAUCACCCUGAUUCAAGGUAGCGAUGAACAGACGCGGGGAUUCCGUUCCGGUUUUACGAAUGGCGAUACGGGCCCCAAUCCGAGCCCAUCAAAAUCCCACAUCUUCCCAUGUGGGAGUCACACCCCUGCUCUGCAACCCUGUGUACGCACCGAUCUGGAAGCAAAUUCAAAUUGCUGA